AUGGCUCGCGCCGCAUUGGAAAUGGCUUCAGACCGGCCCCAUCACCACCAAGUAGAUCGAUCGGCGAGUCUUAGUGUUACCCCUCAGCCUGCAAGCAAAGCUGACGCCGACAGCAUUUUCGUCGACUUGCUUGAGUUCCAGGCCGCUUGGGCCCAGAAGCAGUAA
Phytophthora nicotianae INRA-310 is the source of this 165-nucleotide messenger RNA. RefSeq lists its product as hypothetical. The transcript is spliced from 2 exons. The record is from RefSeq and is a predicted model, not a curated record. NCBI's taxonomy places the organism in Eukaryota, Oomycota, Peronosporomycetes, Peronosporales, Peronosporaceae. The coding region runs from base 1 to 165 and encodes 54 amino acids.